Molecule: messenger RNA, 2456 nt
Organism: Nezara viridula (southern green stink bug)
Lineage: Eukaryota; Metazoa; Arthropoda; Insecta; Hemiptera; Pentatomidae
Source: the annotation of a GenBank genome assembly
UUAAUCGAUAUAUUUAUGUAGGUCAAAGCGCUAGAUACAUAUGUUCUUUGAGGUUAUAACGCGUACACAUAGUUCAAUUAACUUAGUAGUGAAAAAACGAAUUAGGCGAAAAAAAUUGACAUUCAAGCUCGCAAUUAUUUAAAUUUGAAAAUAAAAUAAAAUGUUCCUACCUCCAGACCCACCUCUGCCGGGUUACGAUCCGUGCGCAGGAAACGUGCAAAGCGUGGAGAGGACUUUGGCAAAAAUCAAAGCAGCUUCUUUAAGAGUGGGAUUCAAUCUGUGGCAUAUAUUUAAGCCUUUGGACCCACAUGAUACCAAUUACAUGUCAGAGUCUAAAUUUUUAUCCAUCUUGCUGGGACCUAUGAAGUCAAUCAUAGGCCUCGAUCCAUUCGAAAUUGGAGAAAUGACUAAUUAUUACAAAAUCGCUGAUGGCCGGAUUGCAUACACGAGGUUAUGUCAGGAAGUCCACGAGAAACUGAGCCCACCUGGGGAGAGCGAUGAAGACCGGAAGAUCGAAAUGAUGCAAUCCAACAAGCUAGGAGAUAAAGAGGACCAGGAAGUAAAGGAAAUUUUGGCCAGAAUUUCCGUUUCAGUCACACCUAGAAAACUUGUCGUGAAGCCCUUCUUUCAAGACUUUGAGCUUGUUAAAAAAGAUUCAGGUCUUGUUAGUAAGAACACAUUUGUUCGCGUGGUGCAUUUUAUGGGAGUACCACUGACUACUGAAGAGAUAUCGCUGCUGUUGAGGAAAUACCGCCACGAUUCUGAUACCGUCAAGUACGAAGCCUUCCUCAAAGAAAUCGAUGAAGUUUCACAGUUCUUGGCGGAAAACCAGUUCGUCGACCAAUACGGAGCUCUUCGGGACGACUACUUCGGGAAGGUUCCGAGCCUCCCGGCAAUGGACAUGCAGCCUGUUCCAGAGGGCGAGCAGUACGGGAUCAUCAAAAUCUGCUCGGAUGGGUUUCCUGGUGGGGCAGUCGGUGCGGCAGAGACCUCCGUCGCCUUCAACAAGAUCAGGGAACAAGUUCUUAACGAGAAACUGAAUGUCGAAGACUUCUUUAUGUUCUACGAUAAGAUGAAUACGGGAAGAGUAACAUCGGAGGCGAUGAGAUCUUGCAUAGAUUGGAUCUGCGUGAGCGAGACUUGUUUCAACGACCUAUUCCUCACUCACAGGGAAGUGGAGCUACUUGUAACAGUUUACGCGGACCCGACCACUCAGGAUAAGGUGCUUUGGAAAGUUUUCAAAAAUGAUCUGGAGCAAGGAAUCGAAGCCAAAGAACUGGAAACAUGGCCCCACCGCGGAAUGGUUAGAAAAUCGGCUAAUCCUUACCAAGUGCUCUACAGACCUCCAACCCCUCCUGAAGAUCUGUCAUAUCUUUCCCUCAACGAUGUCUUAGGGCAUAUCAAGGAGUGCAUGGAGACAUUCGGAUCAUCCAGGAAGCUAAUCACUGCGUUCGCCUCGCGUGACAUAAACGGUACUGCAUAUUUGACGGUUCCCCAAUUUGAAUGGGUCUUCUUGGAGUGCGGUAUUUGUCUUGCCCCUAGAGAAAAAGAAAUUUUGCGAGAAAGGUACGAAGAUGAAAUGGGAAUAAACUGGAGGUUUUUUGCCGAAGAUCUGAAAACGUUUCGCGAGCAGCUUACCGUUGAUCGUCAGCAAAAAGAAAUGGAAGUGAGAAGGAAAGCCGUGGAAGAUGAGAAAAGGCAAAGAGUAGAAUCGAUGGAGGGUAACGUGAUCGAAAUAUUGGCCAAAAUCAAAUGUAUUAUUGUAUGCAAGAGGGUAUGGAUAAAAGAUUACUUGAAAGUAUUCGAUAAACAUAAGCGUGAGUUGAUAACGAGGUCAGAAUUCCAGAGAGGUUUGGAUCAGUGUGGUCUGAGGCUGUCCAAAAAAGAAAUCGAAAUACUCGAGGACGUGUUCUGCCAGCCAAACGAUCCAGACAUGAUCGAGUACAACCGCUUCUGCAGGACCGUGGACGAAGAUUCACUACCACCCUGCCUCACCCGACCCAACAUAAAGGAUGUGAUAGAAAAGAGCGAACGGACAGAGAGCAAGAUAAUGCCAACACAUCAGUGGGCCAACUUCAAGAAGAGGAACACGCUGGCCAAGGCAAUGGACAAGCUCUCCAAAUAUGUCGGUCUCUCCAGCACUGACUUAUUCAAGAGCCUGGAUACGAUAAACAGUGGAACAGUUUCGAGAUCUAACGUCCAAAAAGCACUGUUCUCGCUGAACUGCCUCCACCUGAUCUCCAACAACGAAUUGGACACGAUCAUCCACUGCUUCGGCUUCAAGAAAGGGCACUUCCUCGAACUUGAUUACAUGGCCUUUCUCAACGCUUUGGAUAUCGUCAUCAAAACAAAAGCAGCUGCGAAGAAUCUAUAAGAUACACGCAUGAAACCCUUCAAAUAUAUGUCUUUUGUAUAAUUGUUUGUAUGUAAUUAAUAAAAUACAAUAAGCAACAGAA